Molecule: messenger RNA, 3076 nt
Organism: Acanthochromis polyacanthus (spiny chromis)
Lineage: Eukaryota; Metazoa; Chordata; Actinopteri; Pomacentridae
Gene: hsh2d
Product: hematopoietic SH2 domain containing
Exons: 5
Coding region: 663-1721 (352 amino acids)
Cellular component (GO): cytoplasm
Source: RefSeq, a predicted model, not a curated record
UUGUUGUUGCAGUGCAUAGAAUCCAAAUUCGUUGUCACUUUAAAAAAAUACUUUUCUUUCCAAACACAUAAGGGGCAUUUGCAUAAUUCAGUACAGUUUUUCCUCUGCUACAUUACACAGCACUCUCUCUGAAUGUGUUUUUCUUCUGAAGAGCUGGGCAGGUGUUGGCUCCACCCCCUCACAGGUGUGUUCAGGUGAGUGAGCUCUGCUGUGUCAUUUUAUCACUGAGCUGCCGGACGAGGUGAGGAAACUUUGCUGUGAGCGAUGCUUCUUUCAGAGAACUGACUGCGUUUUGUAAAUAUUUGGGUGUAAACUGAAGGUUAAUUAACAAACCAAGUUAAAGCGCAUUUGACAUCUUUAAUGAUUACCAACAACAGGUGGAGCCAUUGUUGAUGUGAAAACAUCUGGGUUAGAUUUUUAUCUGCAGACUGCUUCUCUUACUUUUAAAAGAAAGUCUGUUUCGUGUGUGUUGAGGUACAGUGUCCUCACAACCAAAUACGUCGCCUGAAAAACUACUAAAAAGGAAAUAUUUACUAACAUUUCUCCUACCUGUAAGUGGUUUGUACUGUAUGUGUGUACUUCAUAUGGAAGCAUUCAACAUGUGGAGUCAAUGACAUGCGAAUUCUGCCAACAGAGGAUUAAAUGAAACGUCUCUCAGGACGAUGGAGGGAAGUCAUCCGUCACAGGAACAACACGACGCCGUCACCUGGUUCAAAAAGUCUCAGCUCCAGUCUGUGAUCUGCAACGGUGUAGUGCCAGAAUGGUUUCAUGGCAUCAUUUCCAGGAAGACGGCGGAGGAACUGCUCGUGUCCAAGCCUCCGGGCUACUUCCUCAUCAGAGUCAGUGAGAGCAGGAUCGGCUACACUCUCUCUUAUCGUGCCGAUGACCGCUGCAGACAUUUCAUGAUCGAUGUGUUGGAGGACGGUCGCUACAUCAUCCUGGGGGAGGACAGGUGUCACCGGAGUCUGCAGGACCUGGUGGACUUUCAUCACAGGACUCCCAUCAUGCCUUUCUGCCAGGUGCUGACUGUGGCGUGUGGACAGUCCUCAGAAAACAUCGACUAUGCAGAGCUACUGUUUCCCCAAAGACUUCCCACCUCCAACACCAGGUUGCCACCAAACAACUCCCCCAGCAUGACUCCCCCAGUGUCCCAGGAAGAUGUCCCACCUGCUAUUCCUUACCGACCGGAAAACCUGGACAGCCCCACAGUUCUUCUCCCAAACAGCCAACCAAACCGGCUCUACCCUCGUUUGGAGGAUGGAUCUCGACACGUCAACGCUCCACUUCCAGCCACGCCUGUGCCAAAAACCAGAAAGAGAUACGACUUCAACCAGCCUCCUGAAGUCCCUUCUCGAAAUGUUGUUCCUGUGAAGCAGAACCAGGCUUGCAUCAGAACCGUUUCUGCACCUGACAGUCCCUCCACGUCCACAGCCUCUCAACAACCAGCAAAGAAUCAGGAAGGAAAGCCAUCAGUCGUCACCAACCUGAAGAACUUCAAGAAGAAAUUCCAAAAGAACAGAAGCACUUCACAGGAUAAUACAUAUGCAGAGAUCAAUGCUGAGGCAGCUGAUAGGAGUGGAAAUACUGAGUCAGAGUACGAGGAGAUCACAGGAGACCCCAACCUUAUGGGUUCACCAUUUUCCUACACUGAUGUGAGACUGACUGAUGAAAUGUUACCUCAAGAGUACCUGAAACCUCCACCGUUUGCACCAGGCUUCUGAUACACAGGCAUAUAAGAAAGCCAUGUACAUAUUGAUAAAUCCCUGGAUGCUUCAUUUCUGAAUCAAACCAAAGAUGGAGGAUAGUGUGGACAUCUUAUUCCAGUUUGGUGGUGCAGCCUGCAGAGAAAACGGAGAAUACAGCACUUUUUCAACUUUCAAGGUCGACAUUCAUCAGAAAUUUUGCCUUAAAAAGGUCUUGAAAGGGAAAAAGUUUCAUUAUUAUGGCCAUAAUUGCUUUUGGGUAAUAUUCUUAUUCUUUCUUUGUAAUAAAUAAAACUGUACAGAUGGCUAAUACAAAGACUGAAAACAGAAUUAAACAACCUGGCUCUGUUGAAGGAGACUAAAUCUAAAGCAAUUAUCUUUUUUUGGUUGAUAAAUACAAAAGCUGUUCACCGUGUACAUUCUUUACAUAGGACAUUUUGCAAUUUAGAUUUUUCUUACAGUUUAUUUUUAUUUACUGCACAUUUUUGUAUCUAUCUAUCUAUCAUCUUUAUGGUGGUGGGAAUGGUACUCCUUCUGCUGUAGCAACCACAUUACCCCUCAGGAAUUAAUAAAGUAUUUCUAUUCUAUUCCAAACUGAAGUGUAAAAAAGUUGCUGCUUUACAGGGUUUAUCUGGUAGGCUCUGAUUUGGCUUGGAUGGUCACACUUUAGAGGUGCUAGUAGUCCAAUUUGGUUCACUAGCUAUUUCACUAGCUAUUUCACCCCCUUUCCAAGCUUUGCGCUAAGCUAAGCUAAGCUAGCUUAAGCUAAGCUGUUUCUUCACACUGAUAUGAGAGCGAUAUCUUUAUUUACCAAAGUGUGAAACUACUACUUCAAACUUUCUGAAGCUUAUAAAUGUGCACAAAUGUAUAAAAUUAUUGAACAGAUUAAACACUUAUCUUCAUGAGACUGAAAUUAAUGCCAUUGAUGCACUGUAUAUUCUUUACUUUUUUUAUUUGUUUCAUUCAAGAGAGACAUUACAAAGAAAUAUUGUUACAUAAAAGGAAGUUAUGCAACUAGGUUGUCCGUAGCUGAAGCUAAUUUCCUGCCAGUUUCAGGGUAGAGGUUGCUAUGCCUCUAUGAUAAUAUUAUGAAAUGUGGAAAGGAAGAGGGAGGAAGUUUUUUGCAGCACAUGUAAAUUAGAAAUAGAUCUGUUAUCUGAAAUGUGAUGCGGAAGCUGGAAGUGAGAGACGCUGGUCAAAAUUCAAUUUUAUACAGCUUUGAGUUUUUACCUUUCAUCAUGUAGCAGGAUGUGAAGAUUGUGAAGCGUAGAAGUCAUGUGAUGCCAAUAAUAGCUCACAUUUAUGCCUGUAACGAGAUAGGAUGUGACGCGUGUUUUUGUUAAAUGACUGAACUAAUAAAGCAUCUAAAAAUG